This is a messenger RNA of Linum trigynum, 3306 nucleotides long. NCBI's taxonomy places the organism in Eukaryota, Viridiplantae, Streptophyta, Magnoliopsida, Malpighiales, Linaceae. The record is from the annotation of a GenBank genome assembly.
GUCACUGUAGUUUGGGGGGGAAGAAGUCAGAGAAGGUAGAUAUUAAUGGUGUCUUCUUCGCGAUUCAGAUUCUCCUCCUUCCGAAUCCUACCUCCCCUCCCAAACAAACCGCCAUUUCUUCAGGCAGAGGAGCCUAGCUGGUUUCCCUUGCUCACCGUGCUCCGUUCGUAGCGCUACUGCGAUCUCAGCUCCCGACGAAAUCCUCAAGCGCCUUCUCGCCCUACCUUCCAUGGAUGCGCCGACGCCGCCGACCGAAGAGCUACUGCGGAAGAUUCAAGAACUGGAGGCCGGGCAAGCUGAGCUCCAGCAUGAGAUGGUGAAGCUGCUCAAGCUCUCUUCCGAUCCGAAAUCCGAGGAUCUGUUUCUCCACCAGCACGAACAGCACCACCACCACCAUUAUCACCACCACCCUCCGCCUCGCUCUCAGUCCGUCUCGCCUCAGCGUCGUCAAGGGACUGGACGGAGCUUCGAGGCGGCUCCGGCUGCUGUGGAGAAGAAGACCUCUCCGCCGCCGUUUAGGCAUUCGUCUUCGUCGCAGCGGAAUUCUCGCCGUCCGAGAAGCGGUUCCAGUAAUGACCGCGGGGGAAGGAGUGCUGGUCCGUCGGCUUUGAAGUUUAGCGAUAAGCAGUAUUUGAACAUCUUGCAGUCUCUGGGGCAGUCCGUUCAUAUUUUUGACCUCUCCGGCAGUCUUAUCUACUGGAAUCGAGGUGCUGAAAACUUGUAUGGUUAUUCUGCAGCGGAGGUUCUUGGUCGCAACCUUAUUGAGCUCCUUGUAGAUCCCAGGGAUUCAACGAUCGCGCAGAGUGUUAUUGAUCGUGUGUUCCAGGGUGAGAGCUGGACAGGACAGUUCCCAGUGAAGACCAAGAGCGGCGAUAGGUUUACAGUUGUGGCGACCGAUACACCUUUCUACGAUGACGACGGUACUUUGAUUGGGCUUAUAUGCGUCUCUGCAGAUUCACGGCCGUUUCACGAUGCCGGGGUUGAUUUCUCUGGUCCCGUUGAUAGGGAAGCAGUUUCGGAUUUCUCUAACCGUGGUAUUAGAAGUAGCAGCAGUUUCACUAGUCUCACAGCUAAGCUUGGUUUGGAUUCUCAGCAGCCUCUGCAAGCAGCAUUCAAGUCCAAGAUAUCUAACUUGGCAACCAAAGUGAGCAACAAGAUGAAGUCUAAGAUUAGAACUGGAGAGAACAGUGUCGAUCAUCGUGAAGGCGGUAGUGGAGAUAGUCACCAUUCCGACCAUGGUUUGGGGGAUAUUGCAGCAGAGCAUAGGGAUGAUGCAAACUCCAGCGGUGCUAGUACGCCUAGGGCAAGCUCACCGAGGAGAGAUUUUCAUCCACCUCCUUCUGUCGUCUCACCUCCUGGCGAUGAGAGUGAAGGGAAGCCUGCAAUCCACAAGAUCAUCACUUCGAAAGCUGAAGAGUGGAUGGGUAAAAAGGGGUUGCCAUGGCCGUGGAAAGGGAAUGAGAGGGAAGUUUCUGAGGCAAGAACUACCAAGUUCGUUUGGCCUUGGUUGCAGAAUGAUCAAGAGGGUGAAAUGAAUUAUUCCUCUUCUGGGUCGUGGUCAUCCUCUGCAAAUGUUCAUAGCACGAGCAGCAGCAGUUGUGGUAGCACGAGCAGCACUGUGAAUAGGUUAGAUGUGGAGACUGAUAGCUUGGAUUAUGACAUAUUGUGGGAAGACUUGACAAUUGGAGAACAAAUUGGACAAGGUUCUUGUGGGACUGUAUAUCAUGCCCUGUGGUAUGGAUCAGAUGUUGCGGUUAAGGUAUUCUCCAAGCAAGAGUAUUCUGACGACGUGAUACUGUCAUUUAGACAAGAGGUGUCCCUUAUGAAAAGACUCCGCCAUCCAAAUGUGCUGCUCUUUAUGGGUGCGGUGACCUCACCUCAGCGUCUCUGUAUCGUUACAGAGUUCCUACCCCGAGGAAGUUUGUUUCAGUUACUCCAACGAAACACAACAAAACUAGAGUGGAGACGGAGAGUGCAGAUGGCAUUGGAUAUUGCACGGGGUAUGAAUUAUCUUCAUCAUUUCAACCCUCCUAUUGUUCAUCGUGACUUGAAGUCUUCAAAUCUUCUGGUUGAUAGAAACUGGACGGUAAAGGUUGGUGAUUUCGGGCUGUCGCGUCUAAAACAUGAAACAUUUUUGACAACCAAGUCUGGGAAGGGCACGCCUCAAUGGAUGGCACCAGAAGUUCUCCGCAAUGAACGUUCGGAUGAGAAGUCUGACAUCUACAGCUUUGGAGUAGUACUGUGGGAACUUGCGACGGAGAAGAUUCCUUGGCAUAAUCUCAACUCAAUGCAGGUAAUUGGUGCUGUGGGCUUCAUGAACCAACGGUUAGAAAUACCAAAAGACCUCGAUCCGCGCUGGGCCUCUGUAAUUGAGAGCUGCUGGCUCAGUGACCCAGCCAGCCGCCCGACGUUCCAAGAACUCCUGGAUAAGCUGAGAGACCUUCAGAGACAGUACAACAUUCAGCUCCAGGCUGCCCGUUCUACUACAGCUGCAGCUGGCGAGCAUAUCACACUCACCUCCCACAAGGGAAGCUAGCAAAUCCCACUCAGAACAGACAGACGGAACUUCGCGAAGGUCGCGAGACUCUUCAUUCGGAAGAUCCACCCCUGAUUUGAUUGCUCCAAACCGUGUGGGUCUGUAGUGCAACGCAGCGACAGACACAAACAAGAAGCUUGUUUCGCUGUUGCUGACGGUAGAAAGCAGGGCAGAGAAGCAGAGGUAGUAGAAGACCGUAUUUGAUUGGAAGCCAUGUGAGAUGCCGAGGGAGAGGGUUACAUUUCCUGGUGGUGGGCUGAGUUGUGUGUUUUGUACAUGUUUCUCGGACGCCAUCUUUAAGGGAUGGGAAUGCUGGUAGUCUUAGUGGUGUUCUUUUUUGUCGUAGUGGGGGGUGAUAUUUUUCAUGCACUAGCAGGGAUUCCUUGGUGCAGAUUCAAAAAGAUAAAACGACAAUGGAAGGGGAGAAAAAACAAGUUAUCAGUGAUCAAGCAGAGCAUAGUGGCGGGAUGUAAUUGUAAUGUGAAGGAAAGAAAAAUUGUCGUGCUUUUUGUCUGUCUCUGCAUUUGUCUGUUCUGUUGAUGGAUUAUCAAUGGCGUCGACAUCAUUACCAACUCUUAAAGUAUAGUGGUCCUGCGAAGCAGUAAUACAGGGAUUGUUUUGUUUUGUUUCUGUAGCGUGCUGAGGUGUGGAUUCGAAUCGAGCAUAUUGUGCAAAUCAUACGAUAGAUUGCAGCAUUUUGGCAAUGUAUCUGCAGUUAAAACUGUGCAUUCUUUUUGCUGGGAGGUGCUGUAUAAACUAGGUGUGACAUG